Physella acuta is the source of this 951-nucleotide messenger RNA. RefSeq names its product chromosome transmission fidelity protein 8 homolog. Gene Ontology annotation, biological process: mitotic sister chromatid cohesion. Gene Ontology annotation, cellular component: Ctf18 RFC-like complex. The record is from RefSeq and is a predicted model, not a curated record. Lineage: Eukaryota; Metazoa; Mollusca; Gastropoda; Physidae.
GAACAAAAAAUUUCGCGCGAAAAAAAAACGAUAGAUCAGUCCUUGAUCUAGAGAUCUAUCUAGAUUCUAGAUUCAUAACAUCUCAGAUUCUCAGAUAUUUAGCAUUGUCUGAAGAACUGAUUCUAGCCAGGAGUAGAUCUGGCAUUGAACUAACUAUGCCGAAACAAUAUUAAUUUAACCUAGGCUAUUUAUUUGAACUUAGUUACUAGAUCUAGAUCUAGAUCUAGUCUGAUUUAGUCUCAGUGAGUGAGAUCUUUAGAAUAGAAUCUAAUCUAGACUCUAGAUCUAGACUCUAGAGUCUAGUUAUUUUUUAACGUGAUAUAGAUUUAAUAUAAAAAAUAUAAAAUAUAAUGUAUUUAUUAUAGAAAGAAAAUAACUAAAAUAAGAAAUUAGAAAAUGGUUCGAGUUGCUGUGCAAAUACAAAGUGAUGAUGGAAGUUGCAAGGAAUGGGCAAUCGUAGAACUUCAAGGAGAUCUUGAGACAAGACACCCUGUACCGUUGAGUGGAAAAUUUAUUGGAGAUUUACACUUUACACUUAAGGAUUCGCCAGUGCUAAUAAUUGGUCACCACAUUCUCCAUGGUAAAGUGUUGAAUCUUGAGAAGCCUCUGGCAGUGUUAGUGAAGACGACAGAAAGCAGUGGGGACGCUGCCAUGGAAACAGACGAUGCAGCUGAAUCGAGGAAAACUUGUUAUGAUGUCAAGGCAAUCAUUAAAAAAAAGAUUCUUUUCAAAACAAGACCCAAACCUAUAAUUGCUCAUGUGCCAAAAAAACUGUAGUUUUUUUAAUUUAUACUUUGGAAGGGGGGCAUUUUCAUAAUGUAUGAAUGAUUUGAAUGUGCCCUGUAAGUGUUUUGGAUACCUCUUGUCAAAUUUGUUAAUUUAAUUUUAUCGAUGCAAUCUCAAUAUCAUUAGUGAUUCUCAAUUAAAAAAAUAAAAAUGUGUGGAAACUUA